GCCGAGGCCGAGGCCCGCACGAGGCACUGGCUCGGGUGGUUCUCCAACGACCUCGUCCGUGAGCUCCAUCGCGCUGAUCAAGACCUCUUCGAAGCGUUAAUAAAGACGCUUGUUGCACACGGCGCGAACUUGUAUGAGUGGCCUCUCGCAGUAGCGCCUGCCGCAGCAGGCAAUCUCGUAAAAGUGCGGUUUAUCGUCGAGUCCGGGGCGAUGUCGGCUUCCGGGACAGACCAGAGGGUACGAGAACCGGACACUACGACGCCGUGGAUGCUUAGAGCGCUCCACACCGCCUUAUGGAACGGCCAAGUCGAUAUUGUGCGAUAUCUCCUCGAGCAUGGCCCGGACCCGGCAGCCAGGGCAGUCGCCCCGUAUGGCUACGCAGGCUGGACGGCGCUGCACAUCGCCAUGCGAGGACCGGACAAGACGUUGGUCACCAUGGUUGGGCUCAUACUUGAGCAUGCCGGCCGCCGACACAGCUCGGGGACCGUGAGCGACCUCGUCGACUGCAGGACCACGGGCGUUAGGCUUAUGACGCCGCUCGAGUGUCUUCUGUUCCACGGUCGCCACGCUAUACUCCGCCGAAAAGAAGGGUAUGGGCACCCUCACGGAGCCGGGUGUGCUCAGACGGUUCAGUUGCUGCUCGAUAGGAGCAUCGACCUCGCGACGAACAAUCCAAUAGCUCCGUCCCCGGACCAAGAGUGGCAUAGGGUGCUGUAUUGUGCCGCUCACUGCCAGUGCUAUGCCUGCAUAAGGGUCGUGCUCGCCAAGAUGGGCUACGAGCGGGCGGCUGCCAUCAUAGGUGACAAGAACUUGUACAAGCCGGACAAGCCGUGGAGGCUUGCGUUGGGCCAGGCAUGGCAAGACGAAUUUGGCGAUCGGAUCGAGGAACAGCAGCGGCGGCGGCGGUGGAGGCGCCGACAACGACGUAUGGAGAUCGGUGAGGCCGAAGACGUAGACGGCGUGGUAAGGGACAGCAGUUCGGUAGUGGACAGCAGCCUGGCGGCGAGGCUGGCUCUUCUUGACCUCCAAAAUAGAGAGCAUGGGAUGGUGUGAGAGAGAGAGCGUGAGACAGUCGCCCCGGUGCUUCCUUGCUAGAGACUUAUCGACG
Microdochium trichocladiopsis is the source of this 1108-nucleotide messenger RNA. RefSeq lists its product as uncharacterized. Lineage: Eukaryota; Fungi; Ascomycota; Sordariomycetes; Xylariales; Microdochiaceae. The annotation marks the transcript as partial. Gene Ontology annotation, molecular function: protein binding. The transcript has a single exon. The record is from RefSeq and is a predicted model, not a curated record.